ACGACAUGCCAUCGAGUCCUGCUGCCGCCGAAAACACGAGCGCGGACGUCGACGACGGCAACCAAGCGAAUCCGCUCAACGAUGGAAUCUUGGAUGAAAGGCCGUCUUCCUGGACUACCCGUCUGCUGACUCGUGUGAAGAGCGUGGUCUUGUCGCCCUACGGCGGUGACAACACACCGAUUGUCGAUGUAAUUGCAAGGCUCAGCCAGUACAAAGCUGCGCUGUUGGCGACGUUAGUCGAACACACCGUGCGAAAACAACAGUACGCUAUAGAUCUAUUGCGCGCCGAGAAAGAGAGGGCUAUUCGCGUUCGCAAGCUCGCGUGUCACGGCACAUCUCGUCAAGUCGUCGAGCAACAUCGGUUUCUUUACAAUCUCAUGAUCCAAGACCUGCGCCUCGCCAUCAGCGUGGAAGAGUGUGUAGUACAAAUCCUGAACACUCGCUGCGGCGAAUGUGAUGCUUUAACGGAGUUGGCGUCUUCGUCACAUUCGACUGACGACGUUGCCGACGACUUGUUCUUCUUACCUCCAAACGAGCUCAUCGCAGCACAUCCCGAGUACGUAAUGCUUCACUCACGGCAACGGCACAUGGACUCUGUCCUCGCUAUCGCCAAGGACGCAAUACAACGGUCGCCAGCUCCGCUGUUGGCUCCGUCACUCACGCCUUCGUCCGGCAACGCCUUGCUGGAUCAACUGCGCGAAAUGGCCGACACUUAUCCUGCGAUUGAUUCCCAUCCUUACGAAGCUCUGCCGCUACAAAGUUUCGCAUCUCCAGACGAACACGCUGCGUUCUCGCGCCACCUUGAAGCCUUUCGCCGCGCGUUGUCGACGACUCAAUCGUCCACGGGGAGGCUGCUCCAUCGGUGGCGUGCCAAGCUCCGCCAAGACAUUGAGCGCAUCGUCGUCCAAGAAACGUCACCGUCUGCGUUACCCUCUGUAUCAAAUAUGUCUGCAUGCCCUUCGCUCAUUCCGCCGUCCUGUAUCUUUCAACCCAAGGAAGCUCUGUCGUCUCCAAGCUCCGCAGUCGUGGCUAUCGACACAACUCGCUUGCCGGCUCCCCGUGCAAUUGCCGCGUUUGAGUCGGUUUUGGUCCGCCGCGUCGCCCUCGACAUCAUGGUCGAAACAAUGGACAGCGAUGAAAGCCAGCGUCUCCGACAGAUCCUGCGCAUCGCUGUGCAUCACGCCGUGUUUGCGACCAUCGAACCGCUCGUGUCAGCCUACGAAAACACAGCAAUGUAUGCUCACUUCUGCCACAUGCAUCUUCUAGACGAGUGCGAUCGACCGAUGCUGCCGCCGUUGCUCAGCAACUGCUCCAAGUCGAACGACGAACACUCGACCGUCGAACGCAUCCCACGAACUCUUGAGGCUCUUACGUGCAUGUGUGCCGAAACUACUCCCCUUGGCAUCCUCUCCAUGAUGAUGGUGGCGAUUCGCAGUCUCCAUGACGAAGUAGCGCCGUGCAUCCCAACCGUCAACGCAGAUGUUCUUAUUCCACUGCUGCUGCAUGUCCUGUGGAUGCAACUCGAUGUCCUCCCCACAAUCUACCGCCGACUCCAUGCAGCCGCAACGUUUUCAUCGGCCUACGUUCACGAUGGUGCCGAAGUCGUGUACUACCUCACUUGCAUCCAAGCCGCUCUGUCGCACAUUUACGCGUCGACCGUGGGGACGUGCCGUCGUUGCAGCUCUUCUCAAGAAGGCACGAUCAUGUGGAGAGACCUCGGGGCGACCGACGACACAACUGGCACCAACCAAGACGUGGCUGCCCGUAGUGACAAGGAAGCAAUCGCAGCGCUUUCGGCAUGGCUCAAGCAGCACACAGUGUCGGACAGCACGAUCUCAAUCGUGUCGAACGAGUCGUGGAUGCUUUGACGCACGACAGAAAAUGCCGCAUGUCGGCGCGACGACAACAACAAACCACCGCCAACGCGAUGGUCGACCCAAGUCAAACGGUCGUCCACGCCGUUCGUUCCGUGUGUCCCACGAGCGCGCAUCCAGGCAAUGCGUGCCAGCCUCGCACGCAGGUGCCGGCGCAUUGUUGGGAUCGUUCCAAAAUAUCCUGGAAUAACGUUGCGAGUAUUUCGAAUCCGAAUAUUCGAAAAAAGC
Molecule: messenger RNA, 2102 nt
Organism: Aphanomyces invadans
Lineage: Eukaryota; Oomycota; Saprolegniomycetes; Saprolegniales; Verrucalvaceae
Exons: 2
Coding region: 6-1868 (620 amino acids)
Source: RefSeq, a predicted model, not a curated record